AUGGGUUGGCAAAUCGUUCGCAAGACUUCUAAAGAGCCUGGCAAGCGCAGCAGAUUAUGGGAACAGAAGGAUAUCUCUCAUAUUUUGAAAUGGGAAACGGGAGCUCAAGAAGUUGAAGGCAUAUUCUUCAACCUAUCUGGUUUAGAGGAGAUGAACUUUACCACUAAAGCCUUUUCCCAGAUGACUAAUCUUAGGUUGCUUGAAAUCUACCGAUCUAAUCUUCGAGAUACCGGGGGAAAGAUGCAAUGUAAAUUGCACAUUUCUGAUGACUUCAAAUUUCAUUACGAUGAGUUGAGGUAUCUACAUUGGGAUGAAUACCCAUGUGAAUCACUGCCAUCCGAUUUUGAGUCCGAGAAUCUUGUUCACUUCUGCAUGCCUCGUAGCCAUCUUACUCAGCUCUGGAAAGGACAAAAGGUCUUUGGACACCUCGAAUUUGUGGAUGUCAGUUACUCCCAAUACCUAAAAAAAACUCCCGAUUUUUCGAGAGCCACAAAUCUUGAAGUUUUGGUUCUCAAAGGAUGUACAAAUUUGCGUAAGGUUCACCCAUCCCUUGGAUACUUGAGCAAACUUAUUUUGUUGAAUAUGGAAAACUGCAUAAACCUUGAGCAUCUUCCAAGCAUCCGUUGGUUGGUAUCCCUUCGAACCUUUAUUCUCUCGGGUUGCUCAAAGCUAGAGAAGUUACAAGAAGUUCCACAGCAUAUGCCAUAUUUAUCAAAACUCUGUUUAGAUGGGACUGCUAUAACAGACUUUUCUGGCUGGUCAGAACUUGGAAAUUUUCAAGAGAACUCAGGGAAUUUAGACUGCUUAAGUGAGCUCAAUUCAGAUGAUUCCACCAUAAGACAACAACAUUCUUCCAGUGUUGUCCUGAGAAAUCAUAAUGCAUCUCCUUCGUCUGCGCCUAGAAGAUCACGUUUCAUUAGUCCUCAUUGCACCUUAACCUCACUGACGUAUCUGAACCUUAGUGGAACCUCCAUCAUUCACCUACCUUGGAACUUGGAACGACUUUCUAUGCUGAAGAGGCUUGAGUUGACAAAUUGCAGAAGGCUUCAAGCACUGCCAGUGCUUCCUUCAAGUAUAGAAUGUAUGAAUGCAAGUAACUGCACAUCACUGGAACUCAUCUCCCCUCAGUCAGUUUUCAAACGUUUUGGAGGUUUUCUAUUUGGUAAUUGCUUCAAACUGAGGAACUGUCAUAGUAAGAUGGAGCAUGAUGUACAGAGUGUGGCAUCGCAUGCUGUCCCAGGUACAUGGAGGGACACUUAUGCUAUCUGGCAUCCUAACGUUGCGAUCCCGUUCAGCACUGUUUUCCCUGGUAGUGAAAUACCGGAUUGGUUCAGGCAUCAUAGCCAAGGGCAUGAAAUAAAUAUAGAGGUUCCUCCAGAUUGGUAUAUUAAUAGCAACUUCCUGGGUUUUGCUCUUUCUGCUGUUAUGGCACCGCAGCACGACUCCCGGGCUUGGUGUAUGUACUGCGACUUGGAUACCCAUGAUCUUAAUUCCAAUUCCAAUUCCCAUCGCAUAUGUUCCUUCUUUGGUAGCUGGACUUACCAACUUCAACGUACACCAAUUGAAUCAGAUCAUGUAUGGCUGGCGUAUGUUCCAUCAUUUUUCAGCUUCAGUCGUGAGAAAUGGAGUCACAUUAAGUUUUCAUUUAGUUCAAGCGGGGGCUGCGUUGUGAAGAGUUGUGGGUUUUGUCCAGUGUACAUUAAAGGUACCAGUGAUGAAGGGGAUUAUUCCAGUGGAAUUGCCUUUGAUGAGCCAAGAAGGCAUGCAGCCAAACCCUCCCGUAUCUCAUACCAGUAG
Vitis vinifera (wine grape) is the source of this 1797-nucleotide messenger RNA. RefSeq names its product disease resistance-like protein DSC1. Lineage: Eukaryota; Viridiplantae; Streptophyta; Magnoliopsida; Vitales; Vitaceae. The transcript has 4 exons. Bases 1 to 1797 code for a protein of 598 amino acids. The record is from RefSeq and is a predicted model, not a curated record. Gene Ontology annotation, biological process: defense response.